This is a messenger RNA of Cydia fagiglandana, 7358 nucleotides long. Its product is annotated as NCK-interacting protein with SH3 domain. The record is from RefSeq and is a predicted model, not a curated record. NCBI's taxonomy places the organism in Eukaryota, Metazoa, Arthropoda, Insecta, Lepidoptera, Tortricidae. Gene Ontology annotation, biological process: endocytosis. Gene Ontology annotation, molecular function: Arp2/3 complex binding; protein binding. The coding region runs from base 155 to 1999 and encodes 614 amino acids. The transcript is spliced from 10 exons.
CAGUAACUGUCAAAUCGCGAAUGAAAUUGAUUUGUUGAUAGUUCUUGCGAGUUGCAUUAUUUAAAUUUACAAAUAAAAAUAAUGCCAGAAAUCUCACUCGCAUACUGAAAACUCAGUACAAAUUUACUAUUACAGGAAUAAAAAUAUUAUCAGAAUGGGUGACAGCCAAAACGGCUUCGAGGACAAUGAGAUGCUCCAAGCGUUGUAUGACUUCGAAGCGACGUUGGCGAAAACCUUGAGCUUUACGGAGGGCGAAUUUUUCUAUCUGCAACAACAAAACGUGAAGCAGAGGAACUGGUGGCAUGUCGUUAAUAGAAAAGGUCAAGUCGGCUUCGUGCCCUCCAAUUACGUCGCUACAGUCAAGGUGGAGCCAGAGUUCUUUCUUGCGUUCCUUAGUAGUUGCAUUAAGUCUUUGAAUGAGGAUAACGCCAUGUCGGGGCAGAAGCAGGAGUUGUUAGCUAGGUUGAGUGAAAAGAAGAAGCAGCUGCAGAUAUUAACAAGGCCGCAGAACAAGAAAGCUCAAGCGCCCAAGCCUCCGCCACGCCUGGAUGAUGCUACACCUCCUAAUGGUGUCUCUCCGUCUUUUGACUUGAGGCCCGUUGUGUCUCAGCAAUAUAUUAGUGAGGAAAGAGAUAGUUCUUCACCUAAAUCUGUGAUUGAUAAUGAUGAUAAUAGCAAGAAAUUUGGCAUUACCAAAACCUCCUCAAUCCAGUUAUCCUCAGAUACAGACAACCAAGAUGACAGUCAGGACAGCAGUGAGAGCAUCAAACCUAAUGCCAUCUAUGACAUAGUGCAGUCAGUCCGUAAGGAGACGCAGCUCAGUCAUGAGAUGUCUAAGGUGGCUGUGGAGACUGUCCUUAUAUCCUUGAGGGAGUUCCUACCAGGUGGCGCUGCGCGUUCAAUCAUCGACGCGCUUCUCCGAGAAGCGAACAGCAACAUAACAUGCCCCCGUAACGCCAUGGACGCGGCGCCGGACGCACUGCGUAUGCUGACUGCGCUCAACGCGCUGUCGAAGGCGGCCAACGACGCGCAGCAGCGCGGCUGGGCGCUGCACGACGACGCGCACGAUAUACAGACACAGCUACUCGAGUUGAUAUCCGUUAUGUCUAACGCGGAUGUGAAUAUAUCGCAACACGUGCUGAGCAGCCACAAAUACGUUUACGUGACUACUCUGGUGCAGUACUACCAGAUGGAGACGCGAUGGCCGCUCAGACAACUCCUGCUGCAGGCGUUCGGCGUGAUGUGCGGCCUGGAGCGUACCGCAUUAGCCACGCUGGCGCUGUCGCAGCUGCCACCAGAGAUCGCGCGCGACAUGCGCGACAACCCGCGCGCCGUCAGCCGCCUGUCGCACUCCGCGCUGCUGCUCUCCAUGGUGCUGUCCAUGGCCGACAAGCUGCCCGUCACACACUUCGAAAUACUCGGUGUAGAAUUCGCCGAAUUCCUCCUAGAGCUGAUCGAGAAUCCGCCAGAGACAGACGUGGACGAACAAAUACCGGAUUUGUUUCUUACUCUGCUCCUGGCCUAUAAUCUACAGUUCGAUACUCCGGUGGAUAAUCUGCUGCUCAAUGCGCUGGAGAAUAGGGAUAAUGCCAAGACUUUCUGUGAGAAGGUGCUGCUGCUGCUUAACCGUGAAGACGACCCCGUUCACAUCUUCGACCAUGAGCCCGCCCCAGCGCACUCGGUACUGAAGCUGGUUACCGACCUGUUCUCGCGCAAGAAGACCGCUGAACACUUCUACACCAACGACGUCAAAGUGGCCAUCGAUAUCAUCGUGAGGCAGCUAGCUGACUUGUCACCGGGAGAAACGCGUCGUCAAGAAUACCUAAAGAUCCUCCAAGGCAUCAUCCGCAACACCGACUACGGUUCUCACCUCCACCGACGGGACGAUCUUCUCCGCUGCUUCGCCCGCAUCUUCUGCGAGGAAGGAGACUCCAGCCGGGACGACCAGGCCCUCGUCAGGGCCAUAUCCAACGAGUUCCCCCAAUACUUCAAGGCCUAAGGUUAGUAUCAACUACUGGUAUUGAACGUACCUUGAACGGUUACUGCAGGGUCGCGGAGACAGGCCUAAAGUGUUCCAAUACGCUUUUAACCUUUUGAACGCUACAUGGCAAUUGACGUCAACGCAAAAUCGUGACCACGACGCCAAAGACUGCAUUUGACGUCGAUCGUUUUUUUUAUGAAAAUCUACUGGAAAACACCACACCACCACAAAAAAAUUUACCCCCGUGGCGUCAGUGGCACGGCAAAUGAAUGCGCCGUUUGGCGUUCAAAAUGUUAAGACGGACGUGAAUGGUAUCUGCUUCUUUAUCUUCUAGAAUAGCCAAUACAUUCCCGAUGCAUUGAACAUUAGAAACUUAAUAAGGAGUCGCUAGAGCUAGAUAGAAAAUAAUGGCGUUACUUUUGCCAAUUUAAAACGAGGGAAGUAACUGCACUUUUGAUUGUAAUCUCCUCUAUACUCGAGCGCACUAAAACUUUUUUUCUAUAUGAUAUGUAAGAUAUUUUUAGUCUAAUUAAAAGCAAAGGGUAACAUGUCAGAAUGGGGUCUAAAAACAUAACCAUUCCUUCUGGGCUAUAAAAGAAGGCAUGGUGCGCACGACAAUGGUAGAUGUCUGUUAGCUGAAUGAAUAGACAAAAUUCCUGAUUAUGUACGUAACUGGUUAACAAUAAUCCAUAUUAUUUCAAUUUAAAAAACCAUUCUUUCUGGACUAUAAAAGAAGGCAUGCUGCGCACGACAAUGGUAGAUGUCUGUUAGCUGAAUGAAUAGACAAAAUUCCUGAUUAUGUACGUAACUGGUUAACAAUACAAUAAUCCAUAUUAUUUAUAAGUACCUAUAUCCUUAGAUACUCAUAAAACGUUCACUAUACUAUUACGUACUCUUAUCUGAGUUUUACUUUAUGUUUUAAAAAUACUAUGCAUGUGGAGAGUAGAUAAAAAUUGUUAUUACCUUUAAAUAACUGUUACGAAUUAAUUACAGUUAAAUUGGAUUAAAAUAGAAUACGAAAAACUCUAUUUCAGUAUUUAUUGGUAUGAAAAGUGUCUAUACAAAUAAAAAGUUAAUUUAACCAUGUUAUAUUUCAAAAUUUAUGUCUAAUGAUGUUAUAAAUGUGCGUGUGCGUGUAUGUGUGAUUUGCUGGUGUCUAAAUAAAGUGAACAAAAUGUAAUAGAUACGUAAAUAUUAUGAUAUUACUAUGGAAAAUACUUUAAUAAAAAAAUUAUUUAUUUGUGACAAUACAAACAGUAUAAUUAUACUGAUCAGUUCUUUCAGUUAAAUUAUUAAAACUAAAUAACUAUCUAAAUUUAUAUAUACAUUCUGAAUCGUUCUUAAAUAACUAUUUGUUAAAGAUAUCUGUGUUUUUGGAACAUCAGAGGUAAUUAAUGCCCUUCAAUCGGAAAGCCAUACUGUCACCAAAGAGUUGUUUUUCGUGUCAUCGUUAUUAUGUACAAUAUUGGUAUGUCAAUUAAGGAAAUGCUUUAAAACUGUCCAACCACAAAAAGUCGCACCGGUAGCUCAACCAGAAACACCGUAACACUACCGGCCUAAGUAUUUUUAUAUUAUUUAAUGUUAAGCAUAACGUUAGUAAGACUUAGAGAAUUCAGUAAAUACUUACAGUUAUUUUAUUGAUCCUAAGAUGGCUUAGCAAUUAUUUGCUUUAAUGAUCGUACGUAAUGGUUGUAUUAAUUGUUCAAAUUUCGCUAAAUUAACUUGUUAUACACGGUGUAACAUGAGUAAACCGAAUAAUUUUAACAGCGUAUUCCUGAUCAUAUUUAGAGACAAAAAUGUCCUAUAAACUUUUUUGAUAUUCGCCUAGUUUCAGAGAUAUUAUUAAUUUAAAAAAAAAUAAGAUUUUAUUGUUACACGGUGUAAAAGGCCUUUUUGAUGGUGAUGUUGCUGCUUAAGGGACAUAGUCUAAAUAUCCUUAUUGAUAGAUGUCAAAAAGUGACAAGUAGCACUUUGCAAAAAGUAGGUUCUACGAAAAAAAAAUGUAAAAAUCAAUUUUAAGUGACAAGUUUACUAAUAACAUUUAUUAUUUAUGUACAAAUACAUUAAAAAAAUUAAAAAAAAAACGAAACAAAAAAAAUUUUUUUUUGGCGAAAUUGACCUAAACUCAUAUUACAUUUUUUACUUCUUUUGACCUCAGAAAUGCGUGGUUAAAAUUAUUCGGUUUCCUCAUGUUACACCGUGUAUAUCUUAUGGUAUAUGCAUAAAAUAGUUCCCAGUUUAUUUUAAAGUUAUAUCAGGCAAAUGAAAAUUUUAAGUAAGGGCAAGUAGAAAAUCAAAGCGUUAUUAUAAAACAUAUAUUCUGUAAAUUCAUUAAUUGUCGCAAUAGGCGAUUAUCAUAUCUUAUGAUUGUUUUAAAACGAAUAGAUUAUUAUAGUGAGGAAACGACAAAUGUUCGGGUUUAUUUAUGAAAUUGAUUUUUUCCUGCUGUGUUUAGGUAUAAAAUAUCCGUAAAAGAUCAUAGUUUCAGAAAUGAACCCAUUCGUAUGUAUAUUUCCAUGUGAUGCCAUAUUAUAUUUAACACAUUUAUUUUAUGUAAAAUGAUGUACUUAACAUAAAGAAAAGAAGCAAUAUUUUUGCUAGUCAUUGUUCAUUUAGGUACUUAUACACGACUCAUACGAUAUAAUAUAAAUAUAGAACACACAGCAGCUUUCUAGCUUACAUGUAAAAUGUUUCCUUAAGAGCCAACAGGAGUGGUCAUUUCUCCAUACAAACGUACUCCUCGUUUUCCUCCGUGGUUUUUGAAGCUAGAGCAAUGAUUUUUUCAACACAGAUUAAUAUUGUCAAUAUCUGUGUCGGACCGUUUUGCUUUUUUUGAUAUUUUUGUUUUUUAAGGCGCUAGAGCCCUUCAAAAAUGGCCAAAAUGGCCUAAUUGACUAUGCCGCAAUGAGAGGCGUGGCAUUCAAAACUGAUAUCAAUCAGCCAAAAAAGCAAAACGGUCCGACACAGAUAAUUUCAUAAUCAUUUAGAUUUACAAAUUUGGUUACGAUUGGUUAAGUUUUGGAGGAGGAAACAGAGGAGUACGAAACCUCGAUUUUUGAGAUUUUUACGCAGGAUUUUUCGCCUUGUCCUUAUCGCACUACUUUUAGGUGCCGCUUCCGUUAGCGAGACGGGUAUAUUUACCUAAAAUAUUUAAAACUCAGCUCCUGUUUCGUCUUAAUUCUAAAAGUUAAAAUUUGCACUUACAGUAGAAUCCGUUUAUUAUGACUCCGCUUAUACUGACCAACCGCUUACUAUGACGUAAUUACUGUGCGACGUUUGGUUUUUAUAUAAAACUCUUUGUGACAAAUUCGGAUAAGAUGACUUCGCUUAUAGUGACAAACCGUUUACUAUGACCUAAAAAUCCUAUCUCCAUGAAAUUAUAUCCGGUUAUACUGACACCUUCGCUGGUUUUCGUGGCCGUCACCACGUCUUUCCCUGCGAGGACGUUUGGUGCGUUCGUGGCGUGUAAGGUAUUUUAGUUUUGAUUCUCAGUGACAAGUUGAUAUUUGUUACAAAUUUAAUAAAACUCAUCUCUCACAAAGGAAUUUGAGAUUAAUUUGGAAAACAUAACAAAAAUAAGAAGUUGUACAAUUAUGCUUUAUAUCAUUUAUAUGACAUCCGCUUAGUAUGACGUGUUUGUCAGUUCCCUUCGAUGUCAUUAUAAGCGGAUUCCACUGUAUAUUGAUAAUAUAACAAAAAAACAAAUAUACCUACAGUAAAUUCUUGACUAGAAAACUAUUAAUUCUCAUUUAUUAACACUAAACCUAAUUUGUAAGAGAUUGAGUCGAAGUAAAAGCAGCUACAGCUAAGAUAUUGUUUUCUAUAGCAGCUAUAAUUAAAUAGAUGUAAAAGCACUAUUAGCAGACUCACUAUUGUUAACAGUUCCUCUACCCGUCUUUAAUUAUCAUGAUACUAGUAUGAAGUCGAUUUUCUAGUUAGCUAGAAGUAUUUAACAUUUUACUGAUAAGGCAUGAUAAAUGGGUAAGUAGCAACUUUUUUUUUUUUAAAUAUGUGACAGUAAUACAUUUUAUUAUACAUAAUAUACAUUUUUAUGUUACAACUACUUACACCAGAUUUUUAAUUAGGAUUAUUGCACACAACUGGAUUAUUGCAGCAACUUUAUUGCACACAACUGAUUAAAUAUUUUCUCAGUUCCCAUGCCCUUCUUGUAUUGUAGAACUUCAGACUUUGAUUAUUUUCCAGAGACCGGUCUGAUAUCCCGUUCGAGGGGUUUGGAAGGGGUAUUUCGUAAGGCUUUGCUUGCCAAAGCCAUUGCUCUCUAAAACCCUUUCAUUCGGCUUUUACAGCGCUUGGUAAUACGGGUAAGCUCUUUUCGAGUGUCGGGUUCCUAGGUGCUAACUCCUUGAAGGGGUAUCCCGUAUAACGCUUAUGACAUUUUCAACUUUCUCUUCAUGAAAAUAGAAGGACUGGGUGUCUAGCGCGUUGACAGCACAGAUGUCACAAUUUUUUGAAUUAGGAAGGGGAUACCCUUACAUUUGCGGCGGUAGCUCUGAAAGGGUAACCCCUUCCUAGUGCUAAGCAAAAUGAACGGGUUAUCAAUUCAAAGGGAUAGCAAAUCAUUGGAGCUAUUCGAGAAACGACUAAGCCAGUCAAAGGCUGUUUUCUGGAAAGGGGUGGACGGGUCCCUGUUAUUUGUAAUCUUCUCAAGCUGUACAAGCUUUUCAACAUUGUGAGGUGAUUGUAAAGUGUUAAUCAAUAGCGUAAAGAGGGACGCCUUUAGAUUUUUCUUUUACACAGAUUUUUCAGACGCGAAAUUCGAUAUCACUACAAAGCAUUUAAGUCUUUAUUUAAGUACCAGUUAAUGGUUGUCGAGUAUUUCUAUUAGUGAUAAGUAAUUCUAAAAUAUCGCUUUUUAUUGCGUAUGUUAAUCGGUAAAACGUACCUAUUUAAUUUUCUUGUCUUUCCAAUUCAUUAAAACAAAAUCGAUUCAUUAUAAUGAUUUUUAUAAGGUGCUCAAGUUUGAAGCCAAAUUUUAGUAGAAAGUAUAUAUCGUGACUACUUUGAAAAAAACUCGUAUCUUGUUCUGUCAAUAAAAAUAAAAAUGUGGUAACUAUGUAUGGUAUGCAUACAGAGUUACUUCGUUUUAACUUUGAGUAGCAGUGCGAGAUACGAGAUUUUUUCAAAGUAGUGACGAUAUAUAUAUUUUAGUGUAUUUAUAAGGUUAAUUUACGGCGUGGCUGCUAAAAUAAUGAAAUUAUGUUUGUGAAGCUGACAGAAUCAAAUGUGGGCAAAAAUUAUAAAUUUUCUGUGACCAAGAUCUAUUUUUGCAAGCUACCAUCAUCGCUAAGUUAGUUUCGGUCACUCGUACACUUCAUAUCAAGUACCAAGGCAAUUUCUCGACACCAUUUGUUACUAA